AUGGAAAUUGACGGUGGAGAUUGUAUUCCCGGUGAACGCCCAAUCGUCCUGGUGACUAACGACGACGGCAUCGACGCUCCGGGCUUGCAAGCCCUCGUCCGCGUUCUCGUCGCAACAAACCUCUACGAGGUCUGGGUCUGCGCGCCGGACACGGAGAAAUCUGCCGUUAGCCACAGUAUAAUCUGGAGCCGACCGCUCUCCGCAAAGCGAGUCGAUAUCGCGGGAGCCACAGGUUAUGCUGUCUCCGGCACCCCGGCGGAUUGCACGGGACUGGGACUUUCGGAAGCGCUCUUCCCUUCUCGUCCUGACCUGGUUCUUAGUGGUAUCAACGUGGGAAGCAACUGCGGAUAUAACAUAGUUUAUUCCGGAACGGUGGCUGGGGCUCGUGAGGCCUUCCUUUAUGACGUAGCUUCCGCCUCAAUCUCCUACGACCACGAUUGGAAACGUAAACAGAUCGAUGCCAAUGAUUUUGUCCUUGCUGCACAAGCUUGCCUCCCAAUUGUCAACGGGCUUAUCAUUGCCGUGAAGAACAAGACGCAUCCCAAAAAUUGCUUCAUCAACAUUGACUUGCCCACUGAUGUAGCCAACCACAAGGGUUACAAGCUAACUACCCAAGGCAAAAGCUUGGGUAGAAUGGGAUGGAGGCAAGUGGAGGAGGAAGCACAAGGACCAAAGAUGUUGUCAACAAUGACAAUGGAAACAGAUUCAGGAGUUGUCUCAGAGAACGACACAUCUGCUCAUAAGUCACAAGAUAGCCGUCUGUUCAAGAGAGAGCUGAGGACUGUGGUGGUUGAAGAAGGGACUGAUUCUCACUUCCUACGAGAAGGAUUUAUUACAGUGACGCCGCUUGGAGCUCUCUCUCAUGUUGAUGUGGAUUGCCAAAACUACUACAAGGAGUGGCUUCCCAAGGUUACAAACCAGCCAUGUUCCUCAUCCUUGUGA
Messenger RNA from Microthlaspi erraticum, 942 nucleotides. The record is from the annotation of a GenBank genome assembly. NCBI's taxonomy places the organism in Eukaryota, Viridiplantae, Streptophyta, Magnoliopsida, Brassicales, Brassicaceae.